This is a messenger RNA of Xyrichtys novacula (pearly razorfish), 19505 nucleotides long. The record is from the annotation of a GenBank genome assembly. NCBI's taxonomy places the organism in Eukaryota, Metazoa, Chordata, Actinopteri, Labriformes, Labridae.
CCUGCUCUCCCCCUCCUCCACUCCCGUGGAUCUCUCCCCGAAAGUCCAACCCCCCACGGUGCUCAUUUCAGGAAGAAGCGGAUCUAACGCUGCUGGAUCCACCACCACAGCCGCCUCUGUCUCUGUGUACUCAACGUUGAUUUCAUCAAAUUUCGCCAUAACCUGGUCCGAGCAGAACCACGUUUUCUAUGUAGUCAACGGCCGUCCGGACCGAGCGUCUCCCCGGGUUUAGGACCAGGAUCAUGGACUGGGCAGUGAGCUGUCGGACCCGGCUGUUGGGCUUUUUGGUGCUGCUUUGCUGCGUUGCUCUCCCACAAAAGGUAAGAAGAAGAAGAGGGUAACUGGGUUAGCUAGCUGUAGUUUGGUGACACUUUUCACUCUUAAUUUUCUGCCGUUAAAGACCUAAAUUUAUUCCCAAUCUGAGCCCGAACCGGGUCUCUUAGUGAGCCCGUGGAUCUGUCUGCUAGCUGCGUGUUUUUCCUUCACAUGACAGCGGUAAGCUAACAACGCGAACGUUAGCUUACUAGCUUAAAACGUUUUAAAUAACAUUGAAGCAGAAUUUAUCUCUUUACUGACACUUUUUUAUAAUAAUGUUUAAUUUGAAGUCCUUCAGUUUAGCGUCCAAAACAAAGGAGACCCUUUUCUCCUGAACCACCACCUUUAAUACCUGAAUCCUAACAGGCCUGCCUCCAAAACAUACUAUUAUCUUCCUAUUUUCACAGUGAAUGAGUGAAGUUAAGAUAACAUUAGUGCACAUGUAGGGGAGACCGGGGAUGGUUGUAACAUUUUUGACAUUUCUGUCUAAGCUGUUUUAAGCCAAUGCAUUCAAACUGUGAUACAAACUAGGUAUAUGUGUCUGCGUUUAAAGGCUGUAGCAGAUAGAUAGAUAGAUAUACUUUAUAGAUAGAUCCCAAACUGGGAAAUUCUCUUGUUACAGUGUUAAAAAAAAGACUAAACAAAAUUAAAUAUAAGAAGUGUGUACAGCGCAGACAAAAAAUACUAAAUACAUACAAUAAAUACAGACUAAAUAUACUAAACAUCCAAUGAGAAAAAAGUGAGAUAUGAAAAAUGUGGGCUAUAGAAAUGAGGAAUAAAUAUGAAAUGCGUAAAUAUACAGAUGGUUCAGAAUUCAGUUCAGUUCAUAGUUUCUGGGACCAGGAGACAAGAGUGUUUGGCUGUUUUGCUUUGGCAAAAGUCAUGAUGUUUCAAGUGUACUGUCCUAUGGUAUGCUAUUUAUCAUGUCUGCUUUGUAAAUUGGGCUCACUGAGUGAUUCGUUCACUGAAUGUUUAGAAGAAUUCAAACUGAACAUGCACCGUUCCCUCGCAAACCGCUGCAAUGAUCGGAUGCUGCGGGUUUUAUGCACUACUUGUUACAUGCUGUGUCCUUUUGUAUGCAAGAUGUUGUUGUGGCAAUUUAGCAGUGAAAAAAAAAAGGUAAAAAUUAUUCUAGAGAGUGAAGUUCAAUGUGAGAUUUGUUCACCAAGUAAAUCAGGUGUCCGUGCAUGUGGUCCCUCGUUCAACUCACCCCAUAGUCUGGAUUAGUUGUAACAUACCCUGGAGUGAAAUGUAAUAUAAACUAAUCAGGAUAAUGACAAAACUUUAUUGAUUGUAAGCUUGACGAGUUCAACUACAAAGGAGCCAAUACUAUCAUAGAAAUAUCUGAAUUUAAAAAAACUACUUUUUUACCUCAAAAUUAAUUCUUUUUUCUCUUAAAAUCGUCUGAGUCUAUCACAGGAUCCUACAUGUACACAUGUGGAUCGAGGACUUAACUAAGCAUGUGCAGAGUGAGUCAGGUGAUUUCUUUACUUGCUCCAGAUUGGAGAAAUUGGAAGUGUUACAGUUGACCUGUGUUACAACCAUCCCCGGUCUCCCCUACUUUUUCAACUGACAUGCCGCACAUUUCCAGGUUUGCAGCUCUAAAGUAGAAGAAAGUAUCAUAAAAUCAACCAAAACAACCUCUCCUCUGCUUAUAAAACUGAUUUCAGCCCUUAAAGUGACUAAGCUUCAUGUUCGUGUGAAUACAUUUACACAUUAUUGUUGUUUUGAUGUUGUGGGUUUGUCUGAUGUGCUUGAUAAUAUGCUGAAUUUUCUCCUGCUUGCAUAACACCCCAUCAUUUCCUUUGCUCUUGCAAGACUCUGCACAAGCUCUUUGCAGCAGCCUCUUAAAACUGAUGAUUGAGUUAGUUUGGGCAGGGCAGGCUAACAGAGAUGGUGAAAUUAUAGUUUUUGAUUCAUGCCUCUCUAUUAGCCGACUGUAGACACUCAGGCGGGAGGAGGUGAUUGGAUCAAACGGCAAAAAUUCAGGUUCAGUUCUGUCAGAAGUGUGCACCAGAUCCUCUCUCCUCUGUUUACAUCUUGAAGUAAACAGGUCAGACGUCUGUCUCAUCUGCAGUCUGUACUUUCAGAGGCCCCUCAGCAUUGUCACACAUGACGGAUCUUUGUAGUUUUACUUGAUUCAAUCAGCACAUCCUGCGUCAGGCUGGUAGAAAAUAACCACAAACUGUUGUUGUUUUAGCAGCUGGAAUAAAGACGGCGACUGAAACUGAUCCAGGUGUCAAGAAAGUCUGAAGCUAAGCGUUAGAUUUUAGUCUCCUAAUAAUCCCCGAUCAGGUUCUUCUUGUCGCCUAUGAGACAGUCUGCUUGGUUAGUGGAAGACCAGUUCUGGGUUGUCUGAAGUUUGUACAUAGAUCUGUUUUUGGUGUGAGGAGGAUAGAGACAGGAAAAGCUGAUUUUCUCACCCUGGUUUCACCCUGAGAUUGAAUAUGGGGGCUGGUAGGACAAAAUGCAAGUGAAUUUAGGGUGUAAAAUUCUGCUGUGAAGUUUUCAAGAACUUUAUGCAAAUCUGAAUCGUCUGGAAGGAAAGCUUCAUGUCAUCUUACGCUCACAUCUUUUAAUAAUAGCGCCAGAUUAUACCUUUCAAGAAGCAUGACUAACUGCAGAUGACAAUAAGCCCCCGAGCAGAUAUCUGUUUCAUCCCUCUGCCUCUGUGAGCAUAUUUUUCUCCCCUCUUGCACGUCUGCUUAUUAUUCAGGCUGAUUUUUGUCGUGAUCCGGCGCUAUCUUAUCACAGCAGCAGAUUGGCUGUGCUUUGACUGAGUGUGCCUGAGCGAGGGCCAACACGUGACAUCCUCCGCGCUGAAGCAACACGGCGCAGGGAGCAGCUGAUAGACGGUGUUGACAGGGGAAAACUGCUCCUCCUGUAAAAUGAUAGAAAAAGGCUCGGGUAUUGACUUUGACUGUACGAGAAAUCAAACAUUCACAACCUGAUGUCACCUUUACGGAGGCCUGAAGAGAAACUGCAGAGAGCUGCUCUGAUGAAGGCUCGUAAAACUGAUGAAUGGAUAGGUUUUAUUAAUCCGGGGCUGGUAACACGUCUCUGGUACAGGGUGGGAAACUUGUACAUCAUCAUUUUCAGCCGGUUACUAUGUCAACCACAUCUUCAUUCAGCUAGAAGGCGCCUCCACACAAGAAGAUGCAGUGGUGGGAGUGUAAUAUAUCGUCUUUCAGGACACAUUUUUGAUGACCUGUUUUUCUAAUUCACCCUCCUGACGACUUACCAAAUACUCGAUGUGUUAGUUCCUGUUUUUUUCCGUUUGUGCACCCAUGCAAGCUGCAGACUGACAGACUUACUGCUGAUUCGGAGGUGUCGAUAGGAGAGUGUUGUACUUCAAAUCAGAAGGAAGUAAGAAUCGGUGAAAACUUAAUAUACUCAGUGCAGAGAGGAUUUCUGUGAGACUAUCAACCUGUUAGCCGAGUCUAAAAAAAGCUGUUUAUUGAGGCUUUUGAGAGCUUAGAUGAUAACUGACUUGAUAUGAUUCGAGUCGCCUUAUCUCUAGAGUGAUUUCCUGUCUUCAAACAUUGUCACUGAGAUACUCUAGAUAGGGGAAAACACUUGCUAAAGGUUCUCCUCAGUUAUUUCUGAUUGAUAAAAGUUUAUUAAAACUAUUAAAGUCUUUAAUCUUCCACCCUCCUCUGCUCCUUGACUAAGUUUCUGAUAUCUGUGGACUGAUGGUUUGGAGUUUUUCCAAGGAGUGUGAAGGGUUGAAAAAAGCAGAAUGUUAAAAAUUGGAACGAGAUAAUUAAAGAAUAUUUUAAUCCCUGAGAAAGUCUGUAAAAAGUUUCAUGAUGAUGGUGAAACGGUGGAUAAACUGGUCAACAACGUCAGUCUGCAGAUUGUAAAUGUUCUUUAUUUAUACAGCCUUCGACAACAACACUUUCGGUGAACCAAAGUGCUUUACAAUAUAUAGAAAAUAAAAAUGAAUAAAUAAAAACAACAAACAGCAAUAAAAAAAGAAAAAAAUACAAUGAAAUAAAAUAAAGUGUCACCACACUACUGGGUAUUAAAAGCAGCAUAAACAAGUACGUUUUCAAUCGGGAUUUGAAGGCGAAGGCUCGGUCACCCCAGUGUUUGUAUUUUGACCUGAGCACCUCCAGCGGAAGUUGAUUUGACGACCUCAGAGCUCCACCCGGCUCCCCAACGGUUUAAAGCUCAGUUAAAUAGAUGGAGGCGAGGCCGUUAAGAGCUUUAAAAACAAACAUUUAAAGUUUAAAAUCCAUCCUAAAAGAGACGGGAAGCCAAAGAAGGGAGCUGAGGACAGGACUGAUGUGCUCACGUCUGUUAGUGUUGGUUAAAAGACAAGCAGCAGCAUUUUGCACAAGUUGAAGGCGAUGAAGAGAUGAUCGGGAGAUGCCAAGAUCAGCGUCGAGCAUUUUAACGACUAACAGCGUUCCAGUUUUGUCUUCUGCUGUUCUUCAUUCACUCACUCUUCACUCCACUAGCUGAGUCUGGUCAGGUCUGCGAACGCUGCAUGUGUCCUCCAUGAGCAUGUGCAGAAGUCGCUCGUAGUGUCUGUGGAAAACUUUCAUCUAGUGUCUCCCACGUGUGUCCGCCGGUCUCUCUCCUGUUAGUAGAAGAAGCUUUCGUCCAGCUGCUUCACUUUAAACCUGACCUGGUCAUGAUCGAUGUCUGUCAUCUUGAUGGGAGGGGUUAUUAUAACAGAGUGACAGUGAUGCUAAAGCGCUCGUGUGUGCUCAGUGGGAAGGAUGCCAGUAACAGCAUGUCCUGAGUUCAGGUUAGUCUGCCAUGCAGGAGGCUGUGAAGCGCAGUGACACCAUGAGCGUUAAAGUCAGGAAGAGGAGACAGUGAAGACCUCAGAACUUGCCAAGACUUUGGUUUCGCCCAGUUCUGUAGGAUUACGUAACUCCCUUAUGCAACAGCCGUACAUUUCUGUCUCAAUAUUUAAGGCCUGUGUGUGCACCGCCAGAUGUGAUCUGAGAUCUGACUCUUGUUCUUGUUCUUGUUGUUGGACACAGGUAUCUUUCAAAAGUGGCAGAGGAGCAGAUGUUUAGAAAAUCCUCUGAUUGUGAAACCAAGAACUCUGACAGAGAAAACAAACCGGAGGGGCAAAAACAAGCAAGUUGUGAUUCUCCGAGUACAGCUGUUUGACGCUCGUGAGUUUGCAGCGCGGUGGGAACAGACGCAGGUGCACGGUAUUGACUCAGCUCCUCGUUCAGGAUGUGAAACAUCAGCAGGCAAAUCUAAAAUCACCCGCUUUGGUUCUUGGUUUGCCAUGAAACCUUUUUUUAAAAACUUUGGUUUCCAAACGGUCAAAUAACACCCUCCCUCAGACGUGACGUGUGGCGGGUAUUUUUAUGGCGCUGGUUUUGUUCAGGAAGUGAAACCAGAGUGACCGAGAGGAAACACUGAGUGGCGUGGAGUUGGUGGUUCCAUUUUCUCCCCCUCACACACAGCAGGGUCUCGCCUAAUAGCACUUAAGCCCCUUUCUUUAUCUCCUCAGAAGCAGCUUAAUGCUCAGAAGAGCGUCAGACUCAUAGAUUGGUAAUCUACAUUAUAUUCAGGGGCUGUUUGUGCCGCCCCCCGGGGGCUCGUCCAGGGGGUUUGCUGAUCAAUACUGCAGUGAACUGGCUAAGCUGUUCUGUCUUUGAGUCAAGAAAGUGAAAGAAAUACUCCCAGACCUCUAAGAAUGACUUUGUGGACCUCUUCCUGCACACUGGUGCCAAAAAAACCCACAAGAAACCUCCGACUUUGUCAUCGAGCGUGGCGUUUCCGAGCACACAUCACCCUCAGGCUUAAACCGAGUCAUGAGGCCAGGUCACUGAGAAGCUGAGAAGAAGUGUUCACAUAAUCACGAAUGAGAUCCCCAAUUCAAGAAACCGACCCAGCCAGAGAGGGUCAGCUGGUAGUCCCGCACGUGCUCAGUUUGUUUACCUUCUGCUAACAGGCAGCCCUCGGCUCCGGCUGCGACUUUGAACCCCUCAGCUCCCACCUAGUUUGAUCUUCAGCCGUCAUUGUGAGGUAUUGAUUUGACAUCCAUUGAUUUGUAAAGCGGCACACGCCCCGGGGCGACCGAGCCUCCACGCCCCAACUCCGACAGAGUGCUUACUCCAUGUGGGACAGGGUGACCAACCGUCUACGCCAGAUGUUAUUAGUGACUAUGAAGUUUAAUUGUGGACUAAACUGGGAGUGUGCACGCUCCCACAAGCCUCCCAGCUGAUCUCAUGUGUGACAGUUUGAUAUGUUAUCGCUCAAAUUCAAAUGCAUGAUUCACAAGACGAGGAUGAGGAGUGGCGGACCUUUUAUCACAGCUGCUCUUUGUUUUGUGUGUCUCUGUAGGGGUUGUGCAGUGCCAGCACAGUUUCCCUUCCUGAAAGUCUGCUCUUCGUGUCCACUCUGGAUGGAAACCUGCACGCUGUCAGCAAGAAGUCGGGCUCCAUCAAAUGGACUCUGAAAGAAGGUAAGAGAGGAGCGGUCAAGACAAGUGAGAUGUUCAGAGCUCCGAGGAGGGCCGGGAGAGUGGGAGGGGACGAGUCGGAACUACGGGAGAGGGGUGUGUCGAAUACAGCGAGGUGAUUGGAUGGAGAGGCAGAGCAGGAGAUUGACCAAUAGGAGCUGUCCGGGACGGAUGGCUACCAUUGGUCAAUGUUUUUGCAGCCCUGCACCUGCUAGGGUUAACGGAUUUUUUCCUUUUUUUUUCUCUCUUAACUUUGGACCAUGAUCGCCAUAGAAACGAGGUUCAUAAAAAUUACCAAUCUCUCCAAUCGUCAACAGCAAUACAGCAAUUAAAAGUGACAGAUAAAAUGGACAAAUCUUAAAAUAUUGACAAAUUAAAAUCCAAUACGUUGUUGAUAACAUUACGUGCUCUUUCACGCCAAAAUACACAAAAGUCUUUAAAUGCAUCUAAUUUGAGUCAAACACAAAACAGAAUUCAUUGUUUAAUGCUUAUGAGCAUUAGUUAAAAUAUCAAGUUCAGGGUAUGGAAAGUAUGAAAAGUAUGGCAAUAAAUUUGGUCAAUUUUCAGGUCUUAAAAAGUAUGCAAAAGUAAAAAUUCUGUAUGGAAAAACAUUGAUGUUUCCAGACUAUUACCACAGUUCUGAAAUACUGUUUUCUUAAAUAGAAAAGUAGGUAUUUCCAAAAAUAAGUCUAAAAAGUAGGAUAUGGAGAUUCUGUGUAGGAACCCUUCAAGUAUGUCUGUAUCAAACUCAUUUUAUCAGUCGCUGUGACUUUGGUCGUUAAAAAGCCUGAAUUCGAGUUGUAAAUAUUGACUCUCAGGAAGCUCACGCGGAGGAAAAGUGAAAUGUUCUGUGAGGCGGGUAAUUAUUAACCAGGAGAGGGGCAAAUAUAGCCUGUAAUCAAGGUCAGAGUGGGCAAGGGUGAGCGGCUUUGCUGCGGUGUCACCUGCGCACACUGCAUGCACUAUGGUUACCAUGUCAACAUGGGCAGUAAGCAUCACUCAUUAAGAUUCACCGCAGGGUUAGGAAAAGUGCGCACAGUGGUUUACUCUCCUGAACACACACGUAAACACUCGGACCGCAGCAGUGUUCGCUAGCGCCACCUAACACUCAUUAAUAAGCAGAAGAAGCUGCCUCCACAUCGUCUGUUUUUCUGGGAAAGCUGCUGAAUAUAAAUGUGAGCAGUCCUCGCUCCACACUCAGUCAGGCAGCCGUACACCCACACGAUGAGGGGGGAGGCAGAAAUCUCCCCCCCGGAUCAAACAAUACAGCCCGGCCCUCACGUACAGUCGCGCUCUGUUUGCUCGUCAUACUCUGUUGACUCUGCAAACAUUUGUAAAACUUAAUACGAGCAGAAUUCAAGGCGAAGAACACGACAGUCACGCAUUCAGCAGGAACGCUGGUGCUUUCAGAGCGCAGGAGACCUCCACCACCUCUCUGUAAUCCCAGCCGCCCCCCCCUCCCCACGGCUAAUGUUGACCCCUUUGGGCACCUUCAGGAGAUCAACACCAUCAGGUCCACGCCCUGAGUGUUCACACUGCAGGGAGUUGCUUGUUUGUCUAGUAGUAAUGGCAGCUUUAGGCUUAAAGAGCUAUUGUAGGUAGCAGCCAUUGUGCUGUUUUAAGCGUCUCCUUGAAUGCAAACUGGUUUUUAAAGUGAUUUUUAUUUUAGAUAAUGAUUAAAGAGUUAUUCAAAGGGAUGCUCCUGAUUGGGGGAUGACCUAACUUGACAGCUCCAGACUUCAUAGGUUUUGAUUUCUGCAGCAAAUAUUGGUACGACUCUGUAGUGGAAAUCACCACAUCGGCUUAGAAUGACCUCCAAAAACCUGCAAAUACUGACACAUGCAGACCACCAGUCUCUGUUGUUAGUGUUUAAUAAAUGCUGUCAUGUUUUAUUGAUAGUCAGAUGACAUAAUCGUUUCCUUUUCCUGUCGUUGGCGCUCUUUUUUCAGUCGCAGUGAGUUUGACUUCUAACUCGGUUUUCAUCCGGACUUUGUGUUCAGUUCUCUUCUGCUCAUGUCACCCUCCUCUGUCUACGCUUCUCAUUGUUGGCUCAUGUUCUUGUCAGUCCUGAAUUGCAUCUCGUCUCCUUCUCCCUCCCCACAGAUCCAGUUCUUCAGGUCCCCACACAUGUGGCAGAGUACGUAUUUUCUUCAUGGGUGUACUGCACCUGUCUGUGAGAAAAAGAUGCUGAAUGCAAAUGAAUACGCCAACCAGUCGGGCUCGUCUUAACUGUCACUCACACUAAUUGCUGACAUUGUCCUUUUACUCGUCUUGAGACGUGAUGCGUUUUUUUUGUCCGUCUUUAUUCUAGACCGGCUUUUCUGCCAGACCCAAACGACGGCAGCCUGUACUCUCUGGGAGGGAAGAACAACGAAGGCCUCACAGUAAGAGGAAAUGGUUUUUUAUCAGCCGUUAAUAAACCAGAUUAUUCACUUCCCUCUUCUAAAGAAAAACACGUCCUCUCACCUUAAAGAAGCAGCUCCAGUUUCCCUCCAUGUGUCGUCUUAAAGCACGGUUUGUUUACUUGAUGUUUAUUCAUUUUGCUCAAACAGAAAUUACCCUUCACGAUACCUGAGCUGGUGCAAGCUUCUCCCUGUCGCAGCUCCGAUGGAGUCCUCUACACCGGUAAGGCUAAUCCGUGACGCUUUUUAUUCCUUAUCAAUGAGCAUUUGAUGGCCUCAUCACAGUGCGUGUCCGCGCCUCAUUUAGCCCGCUUUAUCUGGCCGUGAGCGCCGAACCUGCGGUCAGGGCCUGUGCUCUUUUGAAUUAACAGCAGCCUCCAGAGGAAAGUUAAUCUACCGCAGUGACUGACUGUGUCACGGCUGAAAGGGAAGCGGCUGACAUUUGCCUCCACGCCGUCAUUAUCGGCGAGGCUUUUGUUUUCAUUCAACCGAAGCAGAGCGGAGACACAAAGGUCUCAAAGUGCCGCAGCCUUCACCGUUUUUUAAAUUUUCAGAAUAAGAGCAGCCGUUUCCUGAUUGAAUGUUUCACCAUUCAUCUAUAAUCACAUUCAUUUGGUGUGUAACUGACACACCUUGGGUUGACAACAAACAGGAGACACCAGAACAAUAAUAGGUUAGCCGGGAACACCCAUCACUGUGAAGGUUAAAUCAAAGAAAACAACAACGGCCGUGAAGUUUGGAGUGUAGACGAAAGUUAGAAUCCUUAAAACUCAUUAAAACUUUAAAGUAUCAUUGGAUUCAUUAAAAUGUUUUUGUUUAUGUUGGUGUUCAGGUAAGAAGCAGGACUCCUGGUAUGUGGUGGAUCUGCUGACCGGCGAGAAACAGCAGACUCUGACGUCCUCCUUCGCUGAGAUGCUGUGUCCCUCCUCGUCGCUCCUCUAUCUGGGACGCACAGGUAAAAAUAAAACCAAUACACCAACGUCGCUCUGUGAUCUUUCUGGACCUCUCAGGACUUUGUAGCAUGUCUUCAAUCUGUAUUUUCAACCGGUUUAGAAUCAAUCUGGAGCUGUGGUCCAGGGAGGAAUUAAUUUAUUAACACAAAACCCACACCUCCCAAGAAUCUAAUCCAUGUAAACUUCAACUUCAAAUCGAGGGGUUCACACAUACAGAAAAGCAAGCCCAAAAAAGCUCAACGAGUUUUACAGGUGACUUCUGAGAGAAACAAGCUUCAAAAGUUGUUAAGCGGACUCGGCAACUCUAAGACGUCUACGGAUAUUUUGCCGAUGUUUAAACUUGUCUCUGUUCACAAAUGCAGGUCUAGGAUGUUCGCACGUGCGUCCAAACGGAAAUAAAACAACAGCUAGGUUUUCAAAAUAAAAGCGACACACCUUUUUAGCAUGUUGAUGAUUUAAUUGAUGGACCUCACGAAGGGCCAGAUGUGGCCCCCAAAUCUGACCUACAGCGAUUCAUGAUAUUGUCUCUCUGCAGAUAUCAGACAUACUGAUAUUUGAAAAAUCAUUUUAGCCGAUACUUCGAUCAGUACAUUCAGUUUUUACAUGAUAAAGUACACCAAGUCUCUCCUGUACUCAGAUUUAUCUCUUACUCUUAUUGUGAAAGUCUAAAUGUUUUAGAAACGGACAUGUUACGUCUGAUUCUGAUAAAAGUUAUAAAUAUUUCAAAUAUAAACUCUGUCUAUUUAUGUUUCAUAAUACUCCCAUACAGUUAAUUCCUCACAUUCAUAUUCACAUUCACACAUCAGCUCUCACUGCAUUAAUAUAGGGGAUGAUUCACUUUAUCACUUCACUUCAUCUUUAUUUGUUUUGUACAUUUUAAAAACAACAAGGUUAUCAAAGUUCUGCACAACAGAUCAAAUAUAAAAAAAGAUAAAGUUAAAAAACAGUAAAUUAAGAGCUUAUAAAAGCAAAAAAGAAAUCAGAUAAAACACUAAGAAAUACAAAAAUACAAUAAAAGACAGAGACCACACAACCCUCAUGCAGUAUAAAGAGCCAAGGAGUAAAACUGAGUUUGUAAAUGAGAUUUAAAAGUAUCCAGGGUGGGGGCCGUUUAAGCUCCCCUGCUUAUUUGGAGUUUAUCUUUUUUAUUUGGAGUCUCUUCCGCCGCUCACUUCAAGCUGAUUUGCUUCAAAGCUGUCAAAUAUGCAGAUGGAAGAAGAAACGUUCUCAUUCGUAUUCGAUAUCCACUCUGAACUUCCCUGUAUCCCGUCCUUUUUUUUGCCCUCCUGAAUAAACGGACGUGUUCCCGUCAGACCCUGAAACUGUGGCGAUGCCCGGUUGAUAGAUAGCCUCGUUUCUUUCUCUUUUUUGUUGUUUAUGAGCGAGAUCAUGUUGCAGUCGGAAAGCAAAGGGGACGGAUAAUCAGACAAACAGGAUGUCGCACAGCCGAAGAGAGAAAGACACGCCGGAUAAAGUCUGAUUCACCUCUGACUGCAGUUAUAAGAGAGAUCUGGAUCACGCUGCUAUUUGAGUUGAAGAAAUACUCCCUUUCUUUAGCUUGACCUUUAUGUAGACAUCACCAACCAUGCAGCUAAUACAGCAGGAUCACAGGAGAUAAGAAAUAUAAACAAAUCCAACACACCCACUGCAGACUAUCUUUCACUCCUUUUGUCUGUAACUACUGCUCUGUAGAUCGGAGAAUGAAGCCUCUACCAUCCAUACCUUAGUCUCAUUAUCAUCCAUUCAGCUCUUGAUUUAAUCCGGCUAAUUAACAGGCCUAUUCGUCUGGCACGUUUCUCACCUUUAUUUACCUUCAGCUCAUCCCCCCUGUGUUUCCAUCCCCCCCAGUCUGUCCCCGCAUCGCUUAAGGCCACAGAAACUAGGAUGGUAAUUGAAGAGCAUGAGAGUCUUUCACACUGAUACUCUGUAAAUCCUCAACGUGGUGUCGAGUCAGACUUUGCUUUGUCACCUCAAAGUGUAAUUGCCGGAUUAAGUUUCGCCGUCACCGGAUAUUUUCCUUCAGUAAAUGCCAUUUUUGAAGCGGAAGAAACUUGAAACCUCUUUUUUUUUUCCUCGCUGUUAGAAACGGACCCUUGUAGCCUCACUGCCUUUAGUGGUUUGUUACAUAAGAGAAGUGAGCUCACAUGUUUCACCCCCCGUGUGAAAAGUCUUGUUUUCUUCUCGUUAGAGUACACCAUCACCAUGUACGACACCAAGAGCAGAGAGCUGCGCUGGAAUGCCACCUAUUCCGACUACGCCUCCACCCUCCCUGAUGAUGACACCAAAUACAGUAAGGCUCCUGAUUCGCUGGCUGUCUCUCUCUCUGAAGUUUUUGAAACACACACACACUCAUACUAACCCGCUCCUCUGCGCCUCUCAGAGAUGGCUCAUUACGUCUCCAACGGCGACGGCCUGGUGGUGACGGUGGACAACGAAUCCGGGGACGUCCAGUGGGUGCAGAACUACAACUCUCCGGUGGUGGCCAUUUACAUCUGGCAGCGCGAGGCACUCCGCAAAGUCACCCACACUAACGUUGCCGUGGAAACCCUCCGCUACCUCACUUUCAUGUCCGGAGAGGUCGGCCGCAUCACCCAGUGGAAAUACCCGUUCCCAAAAGAGAAGAAGCCCAAGAAUAAGUUCAUGUAGGCAGCACUUUUCUCUCUUCUUUCAGUCAGUGUGACCUCUGACGGUCCUCAUCUUGUUUCUGAAUCCUGCAACAAACAUGUUACAACCUUCCCCCUUAUUAAUCACCGGGUUUAAAUUCCUUAAAAAUGCUCUUUUGUAAGACGUGUGGUUGCCUAAUGCCGGGAUGGAGUCUAGACAUGUGAAAUCGAACAAAAGGUUGAAGACCGGCCUCGCUUCAGCUCUUGUCUCGCUCUGCAGGAGGGUUUUAUUUUUAUAUUUUGUUCACAGCGGCUUGUGCUGGAACGGACAGAAACAGGAAGUGAUGGAGUGUUUGGCCUUAAAGACGAGAAUAAAAGCAGCUUCUUGGUCUAUUAUUCGACUCUGUGCUGGUGCAAAAGAGGAGAAAAGAGAAUAUUUUGUUGUCUCUCAAUUUAACAUGCAUAAAACAACAUUUUCUAAUAAAACAGACACAUUUAAGCUGCUUUAAAGGAGGGCACCAGGUAAAUUAAGUCGUUUUCAAAGUGCGAUAUGAGGCAGCGUGCUGACUGUGAAGUUUCCUGACGGAUAUAUUUUAUGGUGACUAAAGCAAACAGUCUUUUUAUGGAUGUAUUUCUAACGCUGUAGAUGUUUGCUCACAGUCCGUGUUUUAUUUUUUCAGGGCCACUCUGUACGUGGGGAAAUACUCCACCAGUCUGUACGCCUCUCCCUCACUGGUGCACGAUGGAGUCACUGUGGUGGUGAGUGACGGUAUCAUAAAACGUGCAGAUCUCCUUUUUUAAACAAUCUGACCUUUUAUUAACACACGUCAAAGUCACAAACUGGCUCAUACAAGAAAUACCUGUAAUAUUUAUGUGUAUUUUCUGAUGUCAUUGUGUGACCACACAGCCACGUGGCAGCACCUUCCCCAUGCUGGAGGGUCCCGACAGUCAGGAGGCCGAAGAGGACAAAGAGUGUGUUAUCACUCCCAGCACCAGUGUCAAGUUUAACGCCGCACUGCUGAAGAGAAACCGUAUCAACUUCAUGAGGAACCACCUGCUCCUGAUAGGUACCACAACAUCAAGUUAGAUUAGAAACCAUCCGCUCACAGUUUUAUUAACAAUUUAUUAACAUCAUUUGAAUCUUGACUUCAGGGCUGUGAGAGGCCCACGUUUGUUGAGCUGAGUCUGCCCUCUGCUGGUGAAUCGUGGUAAAACAGCUCUAACAUAAAUGUACUUACAAAUACAUUUUGCUUUUCAGGUCAUCACGAGACGCCUCCCGAAGCUCACACCAAGAUCCUGGAGAAGUUUCCUGACAGCUUUCCUCGCAACCCAGGCAACGUCAUCCCGCCUACCACUGACAAGAAAGUUGAGGAGGUGUGUGUGUGUGUGUGUGAGACCCCUGACCCUAUUUUUUUUUUCAGGUGAUUUCAGAUGUCAAAACUUCUUUUUUCAGAUUUGACCAUCUCUCUCUCUCUCUCUCUCUCUCUCUCUCUCUCUCUCUCUCUCUCUCUCUCUCUCUCUCUCUCUCUCCCUGUUCUCGCUGCUUCCUCUCAUCUGUAGAAGGUGAAUGAUAGCGGCAGGGACGACGGCCCGCCUUCUUCUCUGCCUGAAACAUCUGUGGAGGAAACGAAGACCAGUGGUCGCCCUGCGCGCCCAGAAGCACCCGUGGACUCCAUGCUCAAAGACAUGGCCACUAUCAUCUUCUCCACUUUCCUCCUGGCUGGCUGGGUGGCCUUUGUAAUCACCUACCCCAAAGUAAGUUCAACAGCAACACCUAGUGGACUGUCAAGGACUUGCACCCGGCAUGUUAUGAUUCCCCUCCUGAUGACUUCACUAGAAAAUCUUUUUUUUCCUCACUCCAGAGUGUUCACAAGCAGCAGCAGCUGCAGCACCAAGAAUUCCAGAGACAGAUGGAGGAGAGGUUGGAGCUCCUGCAGAGACAGCAGCCGUUCCCCCCUACAGACCUCGGCCUCAGCUUGCCCCAAGACAGCGACUAUCUCGAAGUUGCCCGCACUCGCUCUGAGUGCUCGGACCACAGCAGCCCCAACGUCACCCCCCGCGCCUCCAACCACUCCAACCUGUCUGUAUCUGAGCUGGGAAGCUCUGCGAACGAACACGAGGAUGGAGGUGAGCAUGAGCGAGUUCAGAUGACGUGUGUCUCCUGUUGUUUGGUCUGUCAGAGUCCUAACCGUCUGGAUUGUUCUCUUUGUCUGAUCAGAGGAGGAGUCCAAUCUGGUGAGAGUGGGAAACAUAACUUUCCGUCCCAAAGAGGUGUUGGGUCACGGCGCUGAGGGCACCAUCGUGUACAAGUGAGUUAAAAAUCCGUCAUGAAAACUCGUCCAUUUCUGCAGAAAUUAGACUUCAUUAUAUUUUCAUUGUUCUUUUAAAUAAUCAGGGGUCAGUUUGACAACCGACCUGUGGCUGUGAAGAGGAUCCUCCCAGAGUGCUUCAGCUUUGCAGACCGGGAAGUUCAGCUGCUGAGGGAGUCAGACGAGCACCCGAAUGUCAUCCGCUACUUCUGCACCGAGAGGGACCGUCAGUUCCAGUACAUCGCCAUUGAGCUGUGUGCUGCCUCACUUCAGGAGGUACUAAAGGGUCUUCAGAACCUCAGUUAUUUAGGAGUGUUAUUCAAAUCCUGUUAAUCUGUGUGUGUAGCAUGUCGGGCUCUUCAAUAACUUCUCCUGAAAUGACUCUGCAGCAGGACACGUCUUCACACUCUUCAUCCUUAGUUGCUUCACUGACUGCUGUCUUCUCUUUUUUUAGUACGUGGAGAGGAAGGAUUUUGACCGUCAUGGACUCGAGCCAGUGAUGCUUCUCCAGCAGACCAUGUCAGGACUGGCCCACCUGCACUCUCUCAACAUCGGUAAGUAUCCUGUCACCAAACACAAGACCGUUUCUUUCAUUCUCACAACAUAAAAAAACAAACACUCCUCAUUCUCUGCUCAUCGUCACUCUUUUCUCUUAGUCCACAGAGACCUGAAACCUCAUAAUAUCCUGGUGUCCAUGCCCAACGCCCACGGUCGGGUCCGGGCCAUGAUCUCCGACUUUGGCCUGUGUAAGAAGCUGGCAGUGGGCCGCCACAGUUUCAGCAGAAGGUCCGGGGUGCCGGGAACAGAAGGCUGGAUCGCCCCGGAGGUGCUGAGUGAGGACUGCAAAGACAACCCAGUGAGUUAAAGACAGACAGAUGAACACAAAAGGGGGUUUAUGUGCAGUAAUGACUGUUCUGACAUAAACCAUUGUCUAAGAAAUGACGGUUGUGUAGAGGUGCUGUAUUUUAUAUUUAUGCCACUCUAACUCUUUGCUGUCUUUCCUCUUCUCGUCCCGUGUAGACGUGCGCUGUUGACAUCUUCUCGGCCGGUUGUGUGUUCUUCUACGUGGUUUCUCAAGGAAGCCACCCGUACGGCAAAUCCCUGCAGAGGCAAGCGAAUAUCUUAUUGGGGACGCACAAUCUGGACCAUCUGCAAACUGAAAAACACGGUGAGGAUAAACUUCAGAUUUAUGAAAGCUGUCCGAUUUUUGUAGAUAUAUGUGAGGUGUUUUUUUUUCACAAAGUAAAAACCUGCCUGUUCCUGUGUGUCGUUUAUCAGGGGACAUAGUAGCCAGAGAUCUAAUAGAGAAGAUGUUGAACAUGGAGCCACAUAAGAGGCCUUCUGCAGAGAGCGUCCUCAAGCAUCCUUUCUUCUGGAGCCUGGAGAAGGAGCUGCAGUUCUUUCAGGUUCGUUUUUGAUUCUUAAUGACGGUUUCGGUGCCUGUCGACUCGUGCUGAUCGCUCAUUUUUGGCCCCUUUUUCGUUAAGAAAACUGCAAGUUAGUUAAAAGUCAAAGUACUUUAUUUUUGUGGUUGUUUGCAGGAUGUGAGUGACAGGAUAGAAAAGGAGCCGCUUGAUGGACCAAUCGUGAGACAGCUGGAGAGAGGAGGGAGGGCUGUUGUCAAGGGUGACUGGAGGGAGCAGAUCACGGUGCCACUGCAGACAGGUACGAGUCUGUGACUGAUAAACACGCUCCUGUAAAGUACUCUCAUUUCCUCCUGCAUCGUACAACUUGAAGCAACAUUUCUCGGUAGCUGCAGAAAGACUUUAAGAUGCAUGAUGAACAAAGUGUUUUUUUAUUCUGCCACAUAUCAGAGAAGGAAGUGGUGAAUGAAGCCUACUGCUGCCGUCAGCAUUUAUACAGACUGAGUGUCUUUGUAGAGUCAUGACCUGAAGUGUGUGCGUGCAAAAAUACAGGAGUGUGAAAAUGCACUCAACGUUUCGACUUACAGGCUCUUGAAAUGGAUGAAGUGUCUGUAAACAUCAACUAGAGCUCAUAAGAAAAAGAUCUUAGGAAAAUUCUGUAAACUUAAAUCAAAACUUUAAAUGAAAAGCAAAACAAAUAAUUUAGACUGAAGUUUGUAAAGGUGCCAGAACGAUGUCUGGAUGGUCAAUUUUUUAAGAUUGUUCUUUAUUUUUUACCUGAAAGUCACGUUAACAGAGUCACAACAUUCCACUUUCUCCACAUCUAAUAUCAACAAAUUGAUCUUAUCUGCAGCUUCGAGUGUGAAACAUGUUGGAUCUUCAUUGACAGUAGGGAUGGGAGCGAUAUAGGCUAAAAAAAUUUAUCACGAUAAGUUUUGCCAUUCCUGUGAUAACAAUAAAAGUCCGGGUAAAAGGGUGUUAUUAUUCCAAUCUAUAUUUUUGACUCAUUUUGUCUUAAGAGGAAAUUUGUUGGAAACUGUUUUUGCACAGAGUGAGCAGCAGCAGAUCCACUGCUCGACGUCAGGCAUACCUGAUUGCGCUCAUCUAAGCCUCAAAUCCCUCGUGUGGAGCCUCAUUUAGUAGCGUCUUCUUCACCACAUUCGGCCAUAUUUGUUUGUUAAUCUGCUCUGUGUGGGCUACGGCUGCUAGUCGGUCGCUCAAGCUUACUUCAUCAACUUGCAUUUAUCGCAUUUAUUGGUAGAGGGCAAAUUUUCAUCAUGGAGGAUAUUCCUGACGAUUAAUUGUGAAUGAUAAUUUAUCGCCCAUCCCUAAUUUGUCGGUAUCUGUGUCUGCGUCCUUGUUGUGACAGUGAAACCUGGUGCAUCUUCUCUGUCUGUCUGCACUGACCAGUCAAAGUGCCGACACUUUAGAAACCAUGUAACCAUGAGGGAUUCAUUUAUUUUAUUUAACCAGGAAUGUCCCGUUGAGAUUAAGAACCUCUUUUUCGAGGGAGUCCUGGCCAAGAGGCAGCAGAAAGUUACAGUUUCAACAAUGACAUGCAAAUUAAAUCAAAUGAGAUCAUGUAUCAUGCUGUUUUCUCUCUCCCUCUCUUAUCGGCAGACCUGCGGAAAUUUCGCUCUUAUAAGGGUGGAUCAGUCAGAGACCUGUUGCGUGCGAUGAGAAACAAGGUAGGAAUGUAUUUUCAUACUUUGUGGUCAAAGGAAUGAGCUCUACGUCAUCUGACUCACCGUGUCCUCUCUCGCCGACAGAAACACCAUUACAGGGAGUUGCCUGCAGAGGUACAGGAGACCCUGGGCUCCAUCCCUGACGACUUUGUGUCUUAUUUCACCUCCCGCUUCCCCCACCUGCUCAUGCACACUUACCUGGCCAUGCGGACAUGUGCGUCAGAGAGGCCAUUCCUGCCUUACUACUCCGCUGCUGAGCAGAUGGCAAAAACACAAGCCGAACACGCACACCUCAGCUCGGAAAGACAAAAUGAGACAUGCAUCCAACACACGCCAACAGACACACCGUCACCCUCCUCACAACCGCAGGAUGCAGCUCAUUCUUUACAGCCGUCUCAUGCCACACUUAAUGGACCAUUGCCCGCCUCAUCCCCGGAUGAAUCUGUAUCCUCACACCUGCCAGUUCAGACAGUGCAGCCUGCAGAGCCAGCACCGUCCACUCAGACGCCCACACCUGCCUCAGAAUCAGCCACAGACCCUCUCAGGCACAAAGAAUCCAAUCAGCCCGAGAUGCAAACACUGCCAGAUCCUUCUGCACAGGAAAAAGAUCCAGUGUGAGCCGAACCGGAGACAGGUGGACCCAGCACAGACGGGAGGGGGAUGUCUUAAAGGGUGGACACAGCGCGGGGCUCAGACGCUGCACCUUGAGCUGGUGAGGACCAGGCCUGCAGUGCCUGGGAUCACCUGCAGGGUGAAGCAGCUGCGUCUCCAGUUUAAGUGCCUUCUGCUCACCUGAGACACAACGUUCCCCUCAGAACCGUCCACAGGUCCGCCUCUGAGGAAGUCUGAUAACCAACAGGGUUUUGUUGAAGGUAAUCAUGUAGCGGGACUGAAAAAAAGGAGAAUUUCUCUGGUGUUUUAUAUCAGCAUGUCCAAAAAGUGUGUGUCUCUAAAAUAUUUUGGCCUCUAUUGUGGGAAAUCUCGUUGGGAAGUUUAAUCGUGCAAUGUGGUAUUUCUCGGUGAUCCCGUUCACUGCGCAGAUGCUGUAUGUAUAUUUUUGUUUAGACUGAUCCAAAAUUUGGAUCGCUGAUGUGAAAUCAUUUAAUACGGCCGAUGUGCCUUUUUUAAUAUCACUGGGCUGCAUGGGUACAGCUCUUAAAAAAUGACUAUGCUAAAUGUGCUUGAUUCCAGUUCAUGCUGCUAGACUGCUUUUCUUUUGUCAAUCAAGGUAAUCGUGCUAACUCUGCGAGAGCUAACCGUUCCAAAGGGCGUUCACUGUGACACCUGAAUACAGAUGUUUUUUUAUUCUCAUGUGAUUAUGUGGAAGGUUAUGAGUUUAGAGGUCGGGCUGCAGGAAUAUCACGUAUAAAAACCUUCUCAAGGGCGAUAAAGUGAAGUUUAUUACUUGCACAUUAAAUCCUAUUUUGUUUUAUACUAA